Messenger RNA from Ustilaginoidea virens, 1575 nucleotides. RefSeq lists its product as uncharacterized. Lineage: Eukaryota; Fungi; Ascomycota; Sordariomycetes; Hypocreales; Clavicipitaceae. The coding region runs from base 1 to 1575 and encodes 524 amino acids. The record is from RefSeq and is a predicted model, not a curated record. The transcript is spliced from 4 exons.
AUGUCGAUUGGAUCAGAGACUGCCAACCUCUCCCACGAAGGGACUGUGUACUUGGGCCAGGAUGACGACUGGACACAAGCAACAGAUCCUCGGGCAAAGAAGCGGAUUCAAAACCGGAAUGCUCAAAGAUCGUACCGCCAGCGGAUGAAGAUGCGCAUGGCAGAGCUUGCGCGGCUAAAGGAACUGCGGCGCCAGAGCCUGGAGAGGUCGGUCUUGCAGCAGCAGAUAGACCCGAGGAUUGUCCCCAGCGUGGAGGGCUAUCAGUAUUUCGAAAGCGCCAGGACAGAGCAUGGAGUCAAGGACGAAGGGGACCACGCCACCAUGCGGCAGGAAGACGGGCAGGACCACAACUACGCGGUGUAUAAUAGGAAUCCGCUGCUCCUGGAUCUGUCACUCGGACAGUCAAAGUCCAUGGCCCAAGAUGGCCACCUGUCCCAGAUAUGCGGUCAACCGUCACCUGGUGGUGACGUCUUUGUUCCUGCCGAUGGCUCGCAGCUUCACAGCGCGAGGCAAAGCGCCAGCCCCUCGGCUUAUCAUCACGAUACCUUUCAGCAGAGUCACUCCCCGCCCGUGCUGGAGCAGGGCCAGAGCAACGAUAUGGAACACUGCUAUCCUCAGAUGCAGACCGGUGUUGACGUUGGAAGCGAUAAUGUCAAAGCUGCGCAUGGCGGCCCAAACGACUGCGAGGGCUAUGUGCCACACUGCAAAGGGUAUCAGACAUUUUCGUUGCCAAUGAGGCCCAGUCAAAACCUGGCCAACGGUGUUUUGCACUACGACGACCCCCACGCAGGACCAGAUCUUGACAGAGCAACGGCAGCAGCACAGCCUUUCCAUUCGGCGCCCACGCCGCUGCCCACGCCGCUGCCCACGCCCAUCGGGUCCGGUCUGUCGUCUUUCCCGGAUUUGCACGAUGGCCAGGACCCCGGUGUGGCCCCUGUUCCAUCAAACGCCGCGCAUGCCAACCACACCGGCUCGCCGCCGCCCUGCCUCGGCGGCCCGUCGUCCUUUGACGACAAGUUUCGCCGCAUCAUGACAGAGGUUGAGGCCGCGGGCUUCAACUCGUUUGAUGAUCUCGUGUCGGCGUACUACAUACGCCCCUUUGAGGACGUCUCCCACCUAGCCACGCAGCAACGCAUCAGCCGCAACAGGGGCCUGCCCAGGAUCCUGGGCGACAUCUUCGCCGCCACCAGCCAGUGGACGACGUGGGAGAAGCACGGCAUUCAGCAGGAGAUUCUGAAAAUCUCGGAAGAGCUCCUGGAGCAGGAGCAGGCCAAGUCGCGGGACGUGGUCCGCGCAAAGUUCAAUGUUCUGAUGGAGCAAAUUGGCAGCGGGGCCGGAGCACACUCGGUCGAGCUGAAAAGGGCCUUUAUCGACAUGGGCAAGCUGCUGCAAGAACAGCAACCCAACUCGUGGGCACUCCUGAUCACGCUCGCUGGUCGGGGCCAGACGGCCUGUCCGCGCGACCACUUUUGUAUCGUCCUGAUGAACAUGAUGAUGCUCAACUGCGUCGGCUACGCGGGGAACCAGAUGCUAUCGAACAUGUUUUUUGCACUCUCACAGAUGGAUUUGCAGUGA